Messenger RNA from Phragmites australis (common reed), 2292 nucleotides. RefSeq lists its product as uncharacterized. Lineage: Eukaryota; Viridiplantae; Streptophyta; Magnoliopsida; Poales; Poaceae. Gene Ontology annotation, molecular function: monooxygenase activity; iron ion binding; heme binding. The coding region runs from base 146 to 1861 and encodes 571 amino acids. The record is from RefSeq and is a predicted model, not a curated record. The transcript has 7 exons.
AGGCGAAAGUCCCAUCUCCUCUGAGCUUCCUCGCUUCUCAGUUCUCACAGGGAGAGAGCACGAGGCCACGAGCUCUCGCAGCUCCCUAGCCCACCACUCCGCCAUCGCCAGCUACCUCCCAACCACGCCUGUCCCGCUCGCAGCCAUGGAUUCCUCCUCCUGCGACGCCGCCGCGGCGCCUUUCACCCUCCUGGGCGCGCUCCUCGCCGCGGGCCCGGCCGCCUGGCCGGCUUGCGUCGGCGGCGGCCGCGCCUUCCUCCGCGACUACGCCGAGCGCGGCACCAACGCGCUGCUCUGGGUGGGACUCCUCGCCGCCACCUGGCUCCUGCUCCUCCGCCUCGCCGCGCUCCUCCGCCUCUGGGCCCUGGGGUCCCGCAUCCCCGGGCCCCACGCGCUCCUCGCCGACCCCGGCCUCGCCGCCGUCUUACGCGCCGGCGGAGACAUCACCGGCUAUCUAUCAAAAUUACAUGGCAGCUAUGGCCCAGUUGUUCGACUGUGGCUAGGACCCUCUGAACUACUUGUAUCAGUUAACGAUCCUACUCUAAUUAAAGAGGCGCUAACAAAGGCUGAAGAUAAGUUACCAUUGACUGGGAGGACAUAUAAUUUAGCUUGCGGAAGACUUGGUCUAUUCGUUUCCUCAUUCGAGAAGGUCAAAAAUAGGAGAGAAUCUCUGAAAGUAUUCUUGAAUGAAAAACUUACUGUUGGUGCCGGUCGAAGUUCUUUCAAGAUUAUUGAUGCUGCCCUUGAUAGAAUCGACUCUAUUAUGUCUAAGGAUUUUCUAGACGGUAAAUCUUUCUCCCAGCAUGUGGCAUUUAACAUCAUUGGUGCAACUCUUUUUGGUGAUGCCUUCUUCAAUUGGUCUGACGCCGCUGUUUAUGAGGAUCUUCUUAUGAUGGUUGCAAAGGAUGGUUGCUUCUGGGCUUCUUAUGCAGUUCCGCCUUUUUGGAAAACUGGUUAUAGGAGGUACCGGGACAUUUGUGCUAAGCUGAAGAUUUUAACACAGGGCAUCAUCAGAAAUUCCAGAAACCAAAAUAAUACACUUUGCCAUGUUGAUCAGAGAUCUUGUCAGAAGAAUGAAGGGAUGGUAAAAGAUCCAAAUAGAGUUGUUUUAGAUGGCAUGAUGUCAGGUCGUUGUCUCGAUGGGACUGCUGAAGGGCCACUUAGUUCAGAAGAGGAAAUAUGUGGAAACGUCAUGGGUUUGAUGUUGCAUGGUAUUUCCACUACUGCUAACCUGAUUGGUAACAUUUUGGCAAGGAUUGCCUUGUGCCCAAAGUUGCAAGAUCAGCUACAUGCAGAGGUUGUUGCAGUUUGCAAUGAAUCGUCUGAGCUGGAGGUUGAUGACAUCCUUAAGAUGCAAUUCCUUCUUGCUACUGUAUGUGAAUCUGCUCGCCUUUUGCCUGCUGGACCUCUUCUGCAGCGAUGUUCUUUGAAACACAAUUUGACUCUUGAAGCCAGCAUCACUGUACCAGCUGGAGCGAUAUUGGUUGUUCCUUUGCAUCUCGUGCAAAUGGAUGUUUCUAUGUGGGGCAACGAUGCUUACCAGUUCAAUCCUCGUCGCUUCCUCAAAAAGGGCAUUGAUCUUGGAGAAAUACUAGCAGCACCUAAAGGCUCAAACGGAAUAAAUCUUUUCUCUGAGUGUGCUAAGACAGAAUCAUUUCUUUCAUUUGGUUCCGGGAGUCGAGCAUGUGUUGGCCAGAAGUUUGUGAUUUUUGCGAUAUCAAUGUUGAUUGCCAAUUUGCUCCGCAACUAUGAGGUACUGCCUCAUGCAGGCUUGCCCAAAGAAACGGACUCAGCAGUUGAUAGCAGCCACCUUCACCAUCUUCCAAACCCUAAGAUCAUUCUCACAAAAAGACGGAUCUAAAAGAGUUUGGCGAGUUGAAAUUUGACACAUUUACUUUUACUAUGUUUUUUUUUUACUGGUGUUAUACCAGGAUAUGAUCUUUAGUUUCCUACCGUCGUUAGACCACGCUGAAGUUUGGAAAGGUGAUACUUUGCGAUGUGGAAGAAUUUCUUUUUUCCUCCAGAUUUUUGACAGACCUGGUGAGCUUCGCAGGAUCUAGUUUCUGUUAGCGUUUUGGAGCAUCCGUGGGUUGUUAGAUCACAGGAGGUGUAAGCUGAUGUGCAUAAACAGAUUAUAGUUUUAAGUUGGGGUUUUAUCUUCCCUCCGGGGGGAAUGUAAUGUCCAAAUGUAUCUUGUUGUCUUAUAUGCUGUAUCAAUCAUACACACAUGGUCGUGCUAUUACUUGCACCAAACUUGGUAAGUUUGAUGGGAAUAAUACCAUGUUUGUCUUU